Messenger RNA from Pestalotiopsis fici W106-1, 1536 nucleotides. RefSeq lists its product as uncharacterized. Lineage: Eukaryota; Fungi; Ascomycota; Sordariomycetes; Amphisphaeriales; Sporocadaceae. Gene Ontology annotation, molecular function: dipeptide transmembrane transporter activity; allantoate transmembrane transporter activity. Gene Ontology annotation, biological process: tripeptide transport; allantoate transport; transmembrane transport. The transcript is spliced from 4 exons. Bases 1 to 1536 code for a protein of 511 amino acids. The record is from RefSeq and is a predicted model, not a curated record. Gene Ontology annotation, cellular component: plasma membrane.
AUGACAGAGAAGGAUCUUGAGGCUGUGGCUCCAGCACCAACGGCGAGCACCGUGCCCGACGAGCCAUCGUCCAAGCUGGACACGAUUCAAGAGAACGAUGCUGUAGGAUACCGUGAAUAUCUCGAAGGUCUGGAUGUGGAAGUUUCGGACCAGGAAAUGCGCACAGUUCGCUGGAAGAUUGAUCUCAUCGUUCUUCCAAUCUUUCUCGUCACUCAGGCGCUUCAAUUCAUGGACCGGACGGCUUUAAACUAUGCCAAUCUCUUUGGCUACAAGCAAGCGCUGGGUCUGGAAGGCCAACAGUUCAAUUAUCUCUCAGCAAUUGUCUAUGCUGGCUAUUUCUUUGGGCAAUACCCCUGUGGAUGGCUCGUCGGCCGCUAUCCUGCACAGAGGGUCAUUUCCAUGGCCACGCUUAUAUGGGGCUUGACUGUAAUCCUUUUGACUCAGUGUCGGACUUAUUCGAGCGCAAUGGCUCUGCGUUUCAUCAUGGGCUUGUUCGAGGCUGCAGUCACUCCGGGGUUGACAUUGAUGACUGGCUUCUGGUGGACGAGGCGCGAGAUUCCCCUUCGUCAGUGCAUAUGGUAUUCGGCGUUGGGCUGGGGAGGGAUCGUCGGUUCAUACAUCUCCAUGGGAAUUUCCACCUUGCCAGCAGACCAUUCUCCAGAGCGAUGGACCCUGGUUUUUUAUAUUCUGGGCGGCUUCACCAUGCUGUGGUCUGCGGUCAUCUAUUUCUUCCUCCCAGACGCGCCAUCAAACGCAAAGUUCUUUAAUCAUCGAGAGCGUAUCGUCGCGGUCAAGCGGGUAGCCGGCAACGAAACGGGCAUCAAGAACAAGUCGUUCAAGAAGGAUCAGUUCUCGGUGGCCAUCAAGGACCCCAAGACUAUUAUCCUAUUCAUCUCCGUCAUAGGCGCUGCGAUCCCCAAUGGCGUCGUUAGUGCCUUUUCCACCGUCAUCAUACGCGACAUGGGCUUUUCGACGACCAAGACGACAGAGCUCAAGUCGGUAGGCGAUGCGGUUCAGGUUGUCUCGCUAUUCAUAGGCGGUUUAAUCACGCUGAAUGUUCCAAACAGCCGACUGCUAACUUCAACCGCAGCCAACAUUCUGUGUACUGUCGCUGCAGCAUGCAUGGGAUAUCUACCAAGAUCAAAUACCUGGGGACGUCUGGUCAGCUUCUGGCUCGUGAAUGCGCAAUCCGUCGGGUUUACCGUGUCUCUCACAACCAUCUCAUCGAACAUGGCGGGUUAUACGCACAGGUCGUUUGCUAGCGCCGCAAUCUUUACAGGAUACUGCUGGGGCAACUUUGCAGGAGUCUUUGUAGUCAAGGAAUCCCAAGCACCAUACUAUAGUGGCGCCACGAUCGGACUUUUGGUUGGAUACUCUAUCAAACUCGGCUGCCAUCUGCUACUACUGGGUUAUAUGUUUUACAACAAUCGCAAAAGAGAUAGGGUCUAUGGGCCCGCGAAUAAGGAAGCAUCCGAUGAGGCAGGCAUGCAGGACAAGACUGAAUUUGAGAACAAGGAUUUCCGUUAUGUUUUGUAG